Molecule: messenger RNA, 3017 nt
Organism: Clarias gariepinus (North African catfish)
Lineage: Eukaryota; Metazoa; Chordata; Actinopteri; Siluriformes; Clariidae
Gene: cnga1b
Product: cyclic nucleotide gated channel subunit alpha 1b
Exons: 9
Coding region: 201-2120 (639 amino acids)
Biological process (GO): monoatomic cation transmembrane transport
Cellular component (GO): plasma membrane; intracellular cyclic nucleotide activated cation channel complex
Molecular function (GO): cGMP binding; intracellularly cGMP-activated cation channel activity; intracellularly cAMP-activated cation channel activity
Source: RefSeq, a predicted model, not a curated record
GCAAAAAAAACUUAAAUCAGUGAUUUUAACCCUUUUUUCCCCUUUUGUGUGUGUGUGUGUGUGAUGAUGAUGAUGAUGAAGACUUCACGUCCACUCUAAUGUGCCUGUAUAGAUGUGUACCUGUGAUGGAUGACGUGCUGACAGGUGUGUAGUGUGCAGUGGAUGAAGCUAGCGUCAGGUGGCUCGGCCAAUCAGCUGCCAUGUCGAAUAGCGUGAAGCCGCUCGUUCCUCCCAUAAUCCUCCUGGAGGGGGCGGAGGAGGUGACGGUGAUCGAGGCAGAGGACACGACGAAGAGGCAGUCAUCUGAUGCUGGUGCACUUUUUAACAUCAACAACAGCAACAACAAUGAGGAACAGGAGCAAAAAGAAAAAAAGAAGAAGGAAAAGAAAGAGAAAAAGGAGACAAAAGAAAAGAAAGAAAAGAAGAAAAAGAAGGAGAAGAAGAAGAACAAAGAGCAAGAGGAGAAGGAGAAGGAGAAAGAGAAGGAGAAGGAGAAAGCCAAGAAAGAGGAGCCGAAGGAGGUUUACGUCAUCGAUCCUGCGGGAAACACCUACUACAACUGGCUCUUCAUCAUCACCUGUCCCGUCAUGUACAACUGGGUUCUGAUCAUCGCCAGAGCCUGUUUUGAGGAGUUACAGCAAGAUUAUUUGGUAAACUGGUUCAUCAUUGAUUUUCUAGCAGACCUCGUUUACCUGGCGGACAUGGUCUUCAGGACAAGGACAGGGUAUCUGGAGCAGGGUCUGCUGGUUAAAGACGAAAAAAAGCUCAGAGAACGGUACAUAGAGAGUGUCCAGUUCAAGCUGGACCUCAUUUCUAUGAUUCCCACAGACAUUUUUUACUUUUUUUUCGGCCUCAACUACCCCGAGAUCCGCAUGAACAAGCUCUUCCGGGUCAACCGACUCUUUGAGUUUUUCCAGCGCACAGAAACGAGGACCAACUUUCCCAACGUCUUCCGGAUCUCCAACCUUGUCAUGUACAUCGUCAUCAUCAUCCACUGGAACGCCUGCCUCUACUACUCCUUCUCCAAAGCUAUUGGUUUUGGGGCUGAUAGGUUCGUCUACCCGGAUACCACAGACCCCGAAUUCGGUCGUUUGGUGAGAAAAUACGCAUACAGCAUGUACUGGUCCACUUUGACCUUGACCACCAUUGGAGAAACUCCGCCUCCUGAGAAGGAUUCUGAGUACUUCUUUGUAGUUACAGACUUCCUAGUUGGAGUUUUGAUCUUUGCUACAAUUGUAGGUAAUGUUGGUUCCAUGAUCACAAACAUGAACGCAGCUCGAGCAGAUUUUCAAGCCAGAAUCGAUGCGAUCAAGCAGUACAUGAGUUUUCGGAAUGUGACCAAGGACCUGGAGAAACGCGUCAUCAAAUGGUUUGAUUACCUUUGGACCAAUAAGAAGGCUGUGGAUGAAAGGGAAGUGCUCAAGUACCUCCCAGAUAAGUUACGAGCAGAAAUAGCCAUCAAUGUGCAUCUGGACACUCUUAAGAAAGUCAGAAUCUUUGCAGAUUGUGAAGCAGGACUUUUGGUCGAACUUGUGCUAAAGCUCCAGCCACAGGUUUACAGUCCUGGUGAUUAUAUUUGCAAAAAAGGUGACAUUGGCCGUGAGAUGUACAUCAUUAAAGAAGGAAAGCUAGCUGUGGUGGCUGAUGAUGGCGUCACACAAUUUGUUGUCCUCAGCGAUGGAAGCUACUUUGGUGAGAUCAGCAUCCUCAAUAUCAAAGGCAGUAAAGCUGGAAACCGAAGAACAGCCAACAUACGCAGCAUCGGAUACUCGGAUUUGUUCUGCCUUUCCAAGGACGACUUGAUGGAAGCACUGACCGAGUAUCCAGACGCAAAGGCUAUGCUGGAGGAAAAAGGACGCCAGAUCCUCAUGAAGGACAACCUGCUGGAUCUUGAGCUGGCAAAACAGGGACCUGACCCCAAGGACAUGGAGGAGAAAGUGAUAAAGAUUGGCACAGUAUUGGACGACAUGCAGACACGUUUCGCUCGUUUACUUUCUCAACACGAGGCCACGCAGAGCCGCCUGAAGAGACGUGUCGCCAGACUGGAGGGCAAAAUCACCACCUCCACUGGGGUCACCUUCACCGGGGCGACUGAGACCGAGCCGCCUCCUGAGAAAUGAGGGAGAAAUCAGAGGAGCAGAAGAACGAUGAAAAGUUCAACAGUAAUGGGGAAGAGAAGUUACUCUGUGCAUUUCUACACAACUAGUGAACAAGGGGAAGGAGGUAGAAUGGACAUUUUAAAAAAGGGAGUCGAAGGUGUUUAAAGGAGGCUGCAUCUGAUUCAGGAAGAAACACAGAUUUUAUUUUAUGUGAGCAAAAAUUCACAACUAAAUUUACAGAGUACAGUUUUGUAUUCUGUGACACGAUCUACAGUUUAGUAGAUUAUUGAAUCAUGGGUAGACUGUUAAAUCGAUUUGAUUUUUUUAAAUUCAGUUCGAUUCGCUAGCACUAAUGUUAACUGUCUGAUUUGUUUCAGCAGCUCUAUUUCUUAAAAGUUAUGAAUUAUAUAAAAUUACUACAAUUAUUUACAAACACUGCAGUGCAGAGUAACUUGUGUUGUGGAUCGUUUAACUGUCACAUUUCAUACAUUUGAAGAAAAGUGUUACAUUUAUUUCCUUUGCCCAUCUUCUGCUCCCCACUCCAGUCCAGUAGGUGGAGGUAUUGCACCAACUGCCUACGAACUUAAAAGAAGAAGAAACGAUACUCUCGCUAAAGAGAGUACGGUAUUUGCAGAAUAUGAAAGUGGUUUCUGUUUUCUGCUAAAGCUGUGGUAUAUUUUAUAUCAAGUUAAUUACAGAAUUGAUUAUAAAUUGCACGGUUUAGCAAUGAGAAUGUUAUUGCUAUUUUGAGCUCAUGUGGUUUUAAUCUGAAAAUAAAAACAGUCAAAUACCCCAUUAUCAUCCAUACAUACCAUUACUUGGAUUGUAUUAUAUUUACUGUAUUUGAAGUGUAAAGCAUUUGACUAAUUUUUGAUUUAUAUGUAUAGCUAUUUCUACCUUGGAAAUUGUAGAUACAAA